AUGAAUUAUAAAGAUUUUUUAGAAAUAAGCGGAUAAUUUAGUUUAGGUGGAUUGAUAACAGAAUAAUCACAUCCACAUACAGUAGGAUUAUCUGAAUUAGCAAAAAGUGAUUUAAAAAGUGGAAUUUAAAGAAUGAAAGAUUUAGAUAUGCAUGUAUUUGAUGUAUUGAUGAAUAAAUUGGAUUAAUUGGAAGAAAUGAAUAAGAUGGUUUUAAAUACAUGGUCUAAUGGUAAUAGAGUAUUCAUAUGUGGUUGUGGCUCAACAGGAAGACUAGCAUUAACAUUAGAAACACUAUAUAGAUAAAUUACAAAAUAAACUAAUGUAACAUCCUUUAUGGCAGGUGGAGAUGUAGCUAUAAUAGCAUCAGUAGAAGAUUUUGAAGAUCAUCCUGAAUUUGGAGCAUAAUAAUUAAAUGAAUUAGGAUUUAAAGAAGGAGAUUUAUUAAUAUCAUCUACAGAAGGAGGAGAAACUCCUUGGGUUAUUGGAGCUGUUUAAGAAGCAAGUAAAAUUGGAAAACCAUUUUUUUUAUAUUGUAAUCCAGAUGAAGUAUUAACUGUUUAGAGAAGUCAAGAUGUAUUCAACAAUCCUAAUAUUUAUAAAAUUAAUCUUACUGUUGGACAUUAAGCUAUUACUGGUAGUACUAGAAUGUAAUGUUCAACUGUCUUAACUUAUGCUAUUGGAUUAGCCAUUUUAUGUCAAGAAAACUUUAUUGAUUAUGCUACUAAUUCUAUCAAAAAUGUUAGACAAUAUUAUGAAUCUAUUGAUGCUUUUGAAUUUAUUAGCAAAUUUAUAGAAUUAGAAGCUGAUUGUUAUUUGAAGAAAGAAUAUGUAUUUUAUAGAUCAAAACCUAAUAUUGCUAUCAAUAUCUUAACUGACACAACUGAAAGGUAUAACUUUUUAAUAUUAUUUAGAUGUCCAACUUUUAGUUUACAUCCAUUUGAAAGUAUCUUAGAUAAUCCUAUAAAUCCUAGUUGGUCUUAUUUUGUGAUGGAUGUUGAUCAAGAAGUUUAUAAAAAUUCAUUAGAUGCUUGGGAAUAAUUACUUUAUGGUAGAUAACCUAGGGCUUUAUCAUCAAAUUAUUGGCAUAAGUAUUAACAUAAGGUUGGAUUAGAAAAAUGUAUAUUUAUUAAUAUAUUUUUAAAGUGCUAUCUCAUGAUAUAAGUCAAGAUUAGAUUGAAAGAAGAAUUAAAUAUGCUGGAGGAAAUCACUAUCAAUUUUAAAUAGUCUAUGAUUAAAAUAAUUUAGAAUUAUCAUGGGAAUUUUUAUCACCUAAAUUAGAAAGAAUACACUAUUCUAAAAUCUAAGCCAUUCAGGAUGUUUUAGGAUAAAAUAUUGUUCUUAAAUGUCUUAUAAAUAUUCAUUCAACUUUAUUAAUGGGUAGAAUUGGAAGAUACCAAAGUAAUAUUAUGAUUUAUGUACGCCCAACUAAUAAUAAAUUAAUUGAUAGAGCUAUUAGAUAUGUUCUUUAUUUAUUGAAAUAGAAUAAUAUUCUCAAUGAAAACAUUACCUAUGCAUUAGUUUGUGAAAAUCUUUUUGAAGAAAUUAAGACUCUAGUGUAUGGAGAAUCUAUUGUUUUAAAAACAUUUGAAAGAGUAAAAUAAUUAUUUUCAUUAUGA
Molecule: messenger RNA, 1616 nt
Organism: Paramecium sonneborni
Lineage: Eukaryota; Ciliophora; Oligohymenophorea; Peniculida; Parameciidae
Source: the annotation of a GenBank genome assembly